CCGCCUCUGGGUCCUCCUUCUCCUUCUUUCCAUCUCUAACAUGAUGGUCUUCCAGGCAUGGCGUAGCAGUAGAGAAACAAGACAGCCCAGACUUUCUGCAAGGAUUCAGAAGAGAAGAUGAAUGAGAACCAGUCACAAGGAUUUCCCGGUUCCUGAGCCUCACGUGAUAUCCUGGAUGGAGCAAGAGGGAGAGCCACAUGUCCGGGAUUCCCAGGACUUGGGGGAAGCGGAGCUCCCAGGAGGCACCUGUGCAGCCGCCGGUGAAAGUGUGAGUGAGAACGAGGGAGAGACGCCCCAAGAGGGAGGCGCUGAGCCGCCGGGGCCCGUCUCUGAAAGCCUCAGGGAGGCUGUCUCGCAGAGCCCCGAUCCUGAGAAGAGUCAGAGCCGGCCAGAAAGGCAGCGGAGAAAGACCCCGGGCAAGAGGCUGGUUAAAUCCCCCACCCAGUGCGAGAAAGGCUUCCGGAAACUCAAGGACAUCCUGGUGCUGCAGCGAUCCCACUCCCGGCUGAGACCCACCAUCUGCAGCGAGUGUGGCAAAGGCUUCAGCCGGAGCUCCGACCUCAUCCGGCAUCAGAUCACCCACACCGGCGAAAAACCUUACACCUGUGCCGACUGCGGCAAAGGCUUUAGCCAGAACUCCAACCUGGUGACCCACCAGCGCAUCCACACCGGCGAGAAGCCCUACCAGUGCAGGGACUGCGAGAAACGCUUCAGUGAGAGCUCCGCCCUCAUCCAGCACCAGCGCACCCACACUGGCGAGAAGCCCUACAAGUGUGGGGAGUGCGGGAAGCGCUUCAGCGUCAGCUCCAACCUCAUCCGCCACCGCCGGACCCACACCGACGAGAAGCCCUACAUAUGCAUCGAAUGCGGCGAGAGCUUUCGCCACAAGUCGCAACUGAGACGGCACCAGAAGCUGCAUCGGACUCACACCGGCGAGCGGCCCAGCACCUGCAGCGAGUGCGGCAAAAGCUUCAGCCAGAACUCGCACCUGGUGCAGCACCGGCGCACCCACACCGGCGAGAAGCCCUACCGCUGUGGCGACUGCGGCAAGAGCUUCAGCUGGAGCUCCAACCUCAUCCAGCACCAGCGCAUCCACACCGGCGAGAAGCCCUACCAGUGCGGGGAGUGCGGCAAGAGCUUCACCCAGAGCAAGAACCUUAUCAAGCACCAGCGCACCCACUCGGGCGCCCGCCCCCACCGCUGCACCGAGUGUGGCCGCGGCUUCACCCAGAGCACCAACCUCCUCAAGCACCAGCGGCUCCACGCCGCCCGCCAGAGCCAGUCCUGCCCCGAGUGCGGCCAGGCCUUCCGCGAGAGCGCCGAGCUGGAGCGCCACCGGGCCGAAGCCCACGGGCACGAGCCCUACAUCUGCGUGGAGUGCGGGGAGAGCUUUGCCAAGAGCGCCACGCUCAACCGGCACAAGAGGGUCCACAAGCCCCUUUUUGUGCGCUGAACGACGGGUGUGGAGUGGGGCCGUGCCUGUCACGUGACCGUGCGCGGCAUCAAGAUGCGCUCAGUGUGGUUUGGCACGUGGCUGGCUACAGCAUUGAUGCCUGCGAAGCACAGCCAUGCCCGUCAUGUGACCAGCCACAGCAUCGCUGAACGUGGGUGUCCACGGUAUUGAUGUGUGCUGAGCAGGGCCCUCCACUGUAUCAAGACGUUGAGCAUGCCUGUGCCAUCCAUGAUGUUGCUGAGCGUGCCUGUGGCCCAUCAUGUGACCUUCCAUGAUCUGAACAAGCACUUAGCGUUGGCAAGUCACGUGGCAGUCUACGGCAUCACAUGGCCAUCCACUAGAUCAGGGCAGGUCGCGUGUGGCCGUCCACGGUAUCAACAUUGUGGUCAAAGCCUUGGAAAGCAGACCUCAAAAAACUGACGGGACAGAGCUUACAGAUGUACAUAAGGUGGGGGGGGGGGCAGGGACCAGGGUUGGGGGGGAUGUUUAAGGUAGAAGCCAUAAUACUCAACAAGGCAACCACACAUCCUAGGGAAGCCAGCAUCUUGGGGCAGGGGAGGGCAUCCUCUCCUGGGGGGUGACAUUAAAAGAUGGAUUGUGGAGGAGGAGGUGCCUCGUGUGUAGAAUAAAAUUCUGCUGUUUUGAGGGUGUAGAUUCUGUGUGGUUCAGCUUGUUGGGAAGGAAAUGGUACCUUGAUUCUGUAUUUGGGGUCCUGCUCUGAGUGGGGGGGCCCCAGAUAUUGUGCUAAUACCGAUAAAGGGGGUGGGGGGAAUCGCUUGAAUUAAUUAAAGGUUCUUUUGUCCUU
Messenger RNA from Dermochelys coriacea (leatherback sea turtle), 2258 nucleotides. RefSeq names its product zinc finger protein 501-like. The transcript has 4 exons. Bases 122 to 1453 code for a protein of 443 amino acids. The record is from RefSeq and is a predicted model, not a curated record. NCBI's taxonomy places the organism in Eukaryota, Metazoa, Chordata, Testudines, Dermochelyidae.